AUGAAGCUGGACAAGGCCUCCUACAACAGCAAGAACCAAGGGAAUAUGAUUACUACGAUCUACACGGCUCGAGCCUUUCUGCAGAUUUCAGGUCUCCUUGAACAACCAACCAACAGCCAGGAAAAGGAAGCGCCACCGCAAAGUAACAGGCAGGAAGUGUCACCGCAAAGCCAAGGCAGCCAAGGCAGCCAACCGAUCAACCAAACGCCACACUUGAACAAGCAGCCAACCACCGACCAACCGACCAACAGACAGACAGUAGAACUUGUGAUCGACUUGAGGUUGAGAUGGAGAAGAAUCGGUUGGAUGCAGCAACGGCUGACUCGACUCGACCAUUUGUCCGGAAGGGUCUCCUGGAAGAUCACCCAACUACGAAAAGGUCUCACCAUCGUAGGUUGCGGUUGCCUUGGGACUCACUUGAAGGUGCUGGUGCUCGAAGAGGGCGCCGAUAGGCUCUUGGACUUGACUCGAAGAGGGUAG
Molecule: messenger RNA, 480 nt
Organism: Seminavis robusta
Lineage: Eukaryota; Bacillariophyta; Bacillariophyceae; Naviculales; Naviculaceae
Source: the annotation of a GenBank genome assembly